AUGCGGGAGGGAGAGAGCAACAGCAACAGCAAAGAAUCCUUCUCUGGAACCGGGGGGAUGGCUGCUGACUCGUUCUUCGCAGUAACCAGAGAGAGAGAGAGGAAACGAUCUCAACGGGGAUUUGUGAAGGGUGAAAUUCUGCCCCGGCCCCCACCCAGCAGCAGCUUUGAGGCCCUUAGCGGCUGGGCAGCGCUGGGCAGGGAAGAACACUGGACGACCAAGCACAAGAAGCCCUCGUAG
This is a messenger RNA of Histoplasma mississippiense, 240 nucleotides long. RefSeq lists its product with no specific name. The record is from RefSeq and is a predicted model, not a curated record. The transcript has 2 exons. Bases 1 to 240 code for a protein of 79 amino acids. Lineage: Eukaryota; Fungi; Ascomycota; Eurotiomycetes; Onygenales; Ajellomycetaceae.